Molecule: messenger RNA, 1088 nt
Organism: Setaria italica (foxtail millet)
Lineage: Eukaryota; Viridiplantae; Streptophyta; Magnoliopsida; Poales; Poaceae
Product: mitotic spindle checkpoint protein MAD2
Exons: 7
Coding region: 218-844 (208 amino acids)
Biological process (GO): mitotic spindle assembly checkpoint signaling
Cellular component (GO): cytoplasm; nucleoplasm; kinetochore
Source: RefSeq, a predicted model, not a curated record
CACCGUGCGAACACCAUCCCACCCACCUGUGUCGACCCGUUCGAAAACGCUCCGGAAAGACACACGAGUCCCCAUCGCACUGCGCCGCCGCCGCACUAGCCGUUGCUGCUCCCCUUCCGCUCCCAUUCCCAAGGAGCUGUCCUCGCACGCGCGCGGCGGAGAAAGGAGGCGGAUCCGGAGGCGCGGCCGCGAGGGAGGGAAGGAGAGGAGACCAGAGAUGGCGUCGCGGACGGCGUCCAAGGACAUCAUCACGCUGCGGGGCUCCGCCGCCAUCGUUAGCGAGUUCUUCGGUUACGCGGCGAAUAGCAUCCUGUACAACCGCGCGGUGUACCCGGAGGAGAGCUUCACCAAGGUGAAGAAGUACGGGCUCACCAUGCUGCUGACGCAGGACGAGGGGGUGAAGACCUUCAUCGCCAGCCUCACCUCCCAGCUCUCAGAGUGGCUGGAGGCCGGGAAGCUGCAGAGGAUUGUGCUGGUAAUCAUGAGCAAGGCCACCAACGAGGUGCUGGAGCGCUGGAACUUCAACAUCGUGACCGACGCCGAGGUCGUCGAGAAGGGGGCUAUCAAGGAGAAGAGCGACAAGGAGAUCAUGCGGGAGAUCCAGGCCAUCAUGCGCCAGAUCGCGUCCUGCAUCACCUACCUCCCCUGCCUCGACGAGCCAUGCGUGUUCGACGUGCUGGCCUACACGGACACGGAUGUCGACGCCCCCGGCACCUGGGUCGAGAGCGACGCCAAGCUCAUCAGCAACCCUCAGAUGGUCAAGCUGCACUCGUUCGACACCAAGAUUCACAAGGUGGACACGCUGGUCUCGUACAAGAAUGACGAGUGGGACGACGAGGAGUGAAGUUCUCAAGAGCAUCAAGUAUACCCUGCUCUUGGCGUGAAGGCUGUGUGAAUCAUUUAUUCACGUCUAGGCGCGUGCUGUACUAGUCUACCGCUACUACUGCUUUGGGGUGAAAGAAAAGUCUGAUGCCUGUGACAUUUCUUGCGUGUUCCCUGAAAUCUCUAAACCUCUGGGAGUGGGAGGCAUAUGUAAUUCUGAGAUUGAAAUUCCCCUCUAGUGAAAGCAACUCAUUUACUAUCUUUUA